CCAUAGGCAUUUCGUAUUGCGAUCGUGAAAAUUCUUCAUGUGGUGAUAAGUAACGCAAAAAGUAGUAAAAGAAAAUUUUAACAAAACAAGCAGAAGGGGGGAAAAACUAGCAAAAUGUCCCGUUUCCACAUGGUUGUGUUAGUACUUACUUUGUUAGUUGCUGGCACGCGAGCGGUCAAUAUUCUAGAUGUAAUUCUCGAUGUGCCCACAGGCAUCGUUAAUUCGUUGCCCAAAUCGCUGGAUAUACAAACUGUGGGCAAUACUGUGGAGAAUACAGUGCGAGGCAUUGGCAACACAGCAGCUAAUUUGAUACCCACGCCACAAGAUGUGUUUGACACGAGCAAAAACCUAUUGGCCGGCUAUCCAUUCGAGCUGAUGUCUUCAGCUGUCCACGAGAUUUGCUCCGCUGCAAUUGCAGGUGAUGCGAUUACUCCGUUAGUAACGCCCGACCUGACGAAAAUGAAGUUUCAGCUACGCACAGCCUGCAAUAGCUACAGUUAUCCGGUAUUGAAAGCGAAUGAAAUUUGGCAAAGUCCCGAAUUCGAUCCAAAAAAGAAAGUGGUAAUAUUCGCUUCCGGUUGGAAAACUACAAUCGAAUCCUCGAAUCCGAUCAAUGAGUUGGCCAAAGCUUUCAAUUGUCGUGGUGAUGUGAAUUUUGUGGCCGUCGAUGUGGCCGAUUCUGUGGACACUCUAUACGCUUGGUCGUCCCUUAACACCGAUGCAAUCGGCGCUUUUAUAGCUGAAGGUCUCGAGCACUUAACCGACGUUGUACCACUUCAGAAUAUUCACUUGAUCGGUCAUGGUCUAGGUGCGCAUAUUUUCGGCGCGGCAAGUCGUUACUACAGCUACAACACCGGCAGACUUGUGCCACGCAUUACUGGUUUGGAUCCAGCCAAGCCCUGUUUCAAAGAAGGUUAUGCGCUCUCAGGUUUAAUGCGCGGUGAUGCCGAAUUCAUCGAUGUAAUUCACUCCAAUCCGGGUGUGAUGGGUAAACGUGAACCCCUCGGUGAUGUGGAUUUCUAUCCAGGUGGACUUCAUCCUUUGCCAACUGGUUGCUUUGAUGUGUUUUGUGCGCAUGCGCGUGCCUGGGAAUAUUAUGCGGAAACUGUUUACCCAAACAGUGAAAGGAAUUUUCUGGCUCACCGUUGCAACUCAUUGAGCGGAGUGCGUCAUCAUACAUGUCCGCGUGCAGAGUAUACUAUGGGAUAUGAAGUACCAAGAAAUUUGAAGGGGAACUACUUUUUGGAAGUGAAUGGACAGAAGCCGUUUGGUGUAAAUGGCAAUGCUAGGCAACUGUACCUCCAUUCGAAGUGCGGACUGUGUGCGCAGAGGAAUUUCUGAUUGAUUGCAAGACAUAUAGAAUACAGUACUUACUCGUAUGUACUUUUAUGACUAUAUAUCUAUGUAUUGAUAUGUAAAUAAAUGUGAUGUUUGAAGGGAGUUUUAUA
Messenger RNA from Anastrepha obliqua, 1448 nucleotides. RefSeq names its product vitellogenin-3-like. Lineage: Eukaryota; Metazoa; Arthropoda; Insecta; Diptera; Tephritidae. Bases 115 to 1341 code for a protein of 408 amino acids. The record is from RefSeq and is a predicted model, not a curated record. Gene Ontology annotation, molecular function: lipase activity. The transcript has 3 exons.